CAAGUCAGAACGUCUUCGGACAUGGCGAAGAGCGUCGGUAACGUCCUCCUGUUAGCAUCCGUGCUGUCGUUCGCGCGACCAGACGAGCGGGUGCACUUCAGCAACGAGCACGAGCGACGAUGGAACACGCCGCCGGAACUAACGCCGGAGUCGGUCGUGAAGAUGUCGAGUAAUGGGGAACCUCAGGCUCGUCUUCUCUCCCUCGUCCCUGUCACGGCGACUAUCAGCCUAAACGCGGGACACAACAAUGCGCACUCCGUCAGCCUGGGUGCGAGCCUCGACGGCAUCAGUCUCUCGGAAAGUAACAGCUACGAUCACCCCGCGAGCUUCGGGGUGAAUGAUGGAUCCUCCGUUUCGGUGAGCAAAUCAACGACAGUUUCGGCAGGACUAUCGGGAAUCUCCACCGCGGGUGCGAAAGCUUAUAGUAAUGGUAACAACGCCGAAACCGAAAGCCACUCGCUCAGCUUCGGUCAAGCAUCUGCAACUUCGUUCGGAGCGGUCGAAAAUGGACGAGCUAUCACCGGAGCCGCUUCUUCUGUUGGUACCUCGCAAUCCUUCGCUGUAAGCGGUGUUGGUCAAGGACAAUCCUUGUCGCAAGCUGAUGCAGUCAGUGUGCGAUAUCCAAAUCGGCCGACGUGGAACAACGUUGGUCCAAGCAACGAACAUAAUGGCCGACGCUUCGGACGACCCACCGUGACCAUCUUGAGACCGCAGGAUCAAAGACGGCCGACAUUGAGCAUCGAGGCGCACGAUACGACCAACCGACAGCAAACGCCGACGAUUCACAUCUACAAGUGGCAGCCCAAUCACAGGGUACUUCCCCGGCCAAGUUUGUCGAUUGAACACGAGCUCCGACCGCACGGGUCUUGGAGUGGCCAAUCUCACGGAUCGCCGAGCCUUCAAGUUUCUGUGCCUUACGGCUUUUCGGCCGGUGACUCAGCUUCUCAAAUCAAUACAAGUCCCUUGGACCUCGUAUCCUCGUCAAGCAGUCAGACGCACAGCUUGGGUUACGCUGGAAGUCGCGCUCAAAGUUUCACGUCGUACUCCCAUUGGAAUGCCGGCGAACGGACGCAGAGCAACGUAGCGUCUUCCGGCUACGUUUCUGGGGAUUUCUUCGGUGAAGGUCACGCCAAAGGUACGUCGGCCUCGGGCUAUCGAGGUGGGAGUUCCGUGGCGCAGGUCAACGCUCAGGCCGCUGGGAAUGGACACGCUCAAGGAAUUGCGUCGUCCGAGGCGGAAUCCUCCUUCGUGAGCUUCCCCGAAGGUGAGAGCGCGCUAAGUCCGGCUAUUACAUUGCAGCACGUUAGAGGCCAGGCGAUUUCCAGGCAGGAAACAGAGGAGCAGUUGGACACCGAUAUAGUUUCCAAUCUCGCACAGGCUGUCGGAGAGUUGUUCGACAUUGUGUGAGGGCAGUGAACAUUCUUAACCGUCCGAUAGACGUAAUAUUCGACAGAAUUUCACAUUUUCAAUAUUUUCGUGGUAUUUACAGCGAAAGCGAAACCAGAAAUUACAUUAAUAAUUACAUUA
Harpegnathos saltator (Jerdon's jumping ant) is the source of this 1527-nucleotide messenger RNA. RefSeq lists its product as uncharacterized. The transcript has 4 exons. Bases 22 to 1407 code for a protein of 461 amino acids. The record is from RefSeq and is a predicted model, not a curated record. Lineage: Eukaryota; Metazoa; Arthropoda; Insecta; Hymenoptera; Formicidae.